Molecule: messenger RNA, 2016 nt
Organism: Anopheles nili
Lineage: Eukaryota; Metazoa; Arthropoda; Insecta; Diptera; Culicidae
Exons: 3
Coding region: 1-2016 (671 amino acids)
Source: RefSeq, a predicted model, not a curated record
AUGCGUGUCACCUGGAUCAUAGCGCUAUUGCUGAUGUGGAACGCGCGACGUAAGGUCUGCUCAGGCGAGAUUACAGUGAAAGCAACAACGACCCAUUGCUACUCACCGAUUUUUUUGAUGUACGAGGAAAUGAUGAACUCGUACCUUGAAGGCUAUCAAUCGCUGACGACCAUCAUCGGGGACGAUCUGGUGGACAAUGCCAUCAUCGAGGCGUUCAAAUGUCCUCGCGAAACCACAUUCCAUGCGUCCUACAAACUGUACACGGUGCAGACGUACUUUGCGGCUGUCAAGCGCGAUCAAGCCAUCCCACGAUUCGGAUACAACUUGAACCCUUACCCACACUGGGAAGCGUUUCACUGCGAGGCCAACGUGUCGAUGGUGACAAAUCAGAUCCUGCCGGCCAUCGCGUUUCGGAAUCCAAUCGCCCGGAUCGUGCUUCUCGUGCGUGGCAUUCGCCGGGAAGAGAUGAUGGCGCUUUUCCAGAGCGCGUGGACCGACUUCAAGAUGGUGGACCUGUUGAUAUUGAGCCGCAUCGACCACCUAACACUGUUGGUGUGUUUGUUCAACCCGUAUCUGACGCGAGCUGGUGAAGCACUGGACGACCGGAAUAUGCACUGCUAUCAACUGCAAACUAUGGACGACGUGUGGCUGUUUAGUGUUGACGUGAAGCGGUUCAUCCGAGAGCGGUCUACUAACCUACACCUGCACACGCUGAAGGUGGCCAUCACCGAUGUGGAGUUGAUGUCGAAGGCGAUGCACUAUCCGAAUGGAACCAUUCGCCGCUAUCAAUACCUGGACGGUGAGAUGGUGGAGAUAAUGCGCCGCUGGAUGAACUUCACGGUGGAAUACAUCGAGCUGAACUACCAGGAGUCGGUUGGGUUCACAUCCUCGAACGGUAGCUUGGGUGGAACGUUAGACAUGCUCGAGCGGAACGCAAUCGAUCUGGCUGCUAACUCUCGCUCCAUAAUGCCCCAUCCGAUGCGCAACCUGCAGUACGUGCAUUUCCUGUGCCCGAUCCGGUUGAUCUUCGUGGUACCCAUCAACUACUACAGCGAUCGGUACAAGUUCGUCUUCUUCCAUCCGUUCUCGAUGCAGAUGUACUCGGUGAACCUAGCGUUGGCCGUGCUGUUGCCGUUGCUGUUGCUCGCGUUGAUGCGCCGUCCAUUUUCGAUGGCGGCCUACUCGCGGGAAGCCUUCCGAACAUUGGCGAUCGUCUUCUCAUCCAGUAUCGCUUUGCCUCAGGCUCAUCAGCACCGGCUCGUUCUGAUGGGCCUAAUGUUUUACAGCAUCGUGGCGUACUCGGCCUGGCAGGGUGUCACGAUCGUGCAACUCAACCUAGACGACGAGAAGUUGCGUAAUAUCCUGUCACUUGACGAGCUGCUCGCGUCCAACCUGAAGCUGAAGACGAUCCUAUCGUUUGGGAAUGCGAUCCGGGGCGAGAUCUGGACGGGAAGUGACGUGAGGGGUAGGAUCGCGGCCAGAAUUGAGGUACAACAGACUCCGUCGAACGUGAGUCUUAUCCCGGAGGUGGCAGACAACCGUACGAGUGCCGUACCGAUCAUCGAGUACUUCACGGAGGUGGUAAAAUCGCGCUAUUUCGAUCACACCCGCAAACAGAGCAAGCUGUACUUCAUCCAACAGCCGCUCGUGGAGUACCUGACAGCGAUGGCAUUGCCCAAGAACUCGCCCCUUUUCCCCACGGUGCGCUAUCUGACGAUGGGUUGCCUCGAGAAUGGUGUAGUCAACUACCAACUGUCGCUGAUCCGCCAGAAGGGUGUACUGCUGCAGAUCGCGCAGAAUCGCAACAAAACGAUGCGAGAUGAACCACCGGCACGGCGUGUGAACCUUUUUAACAUGCGCAUCGUGUUCUACGUGUACAUCGGCAUGAAUGGGACCGCCAUUUUGGUGUUUCUGUUGGAGUUGGGUUAUCAUCGGUAUCGACGUAAGCGCGAGAUGCAGCAGUUGGUGAGGGAACGCGAGCGACGUGUUCGCGUGCAGUGGUUCUACGUUGAGUGA